AAUGAAAUAUAGAUCAAUUGAAAUAUUCAUUAGGCUUUUGUUUAUAAUUCAAAAAGAUAAAGGAUAUAGUUUUACAGCUGUUGAUGGACAGUUUAAUCCUGAUUUUGCAUUUAGAUCAUGUGCUCAUACCCUCAACGUAGAUAAUCCAUGGCUUCUUAUUCAAUUUCCUAGAGCAUAUAUUGUUAGAACAAUAAGAGUUUUGAAUAGAGAUUCAUUACCAGAAAAACUACAAAAAUUGUCCAUAAGAACAAAACUGUCAAAAGAUAUUUCUUUGAUAGAUCUCAACACUUUUCAACUAUUUGGAUAUUAUGAUCAGUUUACAAUAGCUGGUGGCUCUAGAACAUUUCACUACAAAUACAGACCCCAUUAUGCAACAACAGUCAUCUUUGAUAUCAAUGCUGUUGAUGCAUGGUUAACAAUAUGUGAAAUUGAAAUUUGGAGUUUAAAAAAUCUUGCAAAAAAUAAAACAACUUCAAUAAGCAGUAUAUGGGGUAAUAGUGGUGGAGAGUAUGCUGUUGAUGGAAUGAGUAGUGGAAAGUAUAUUCAACAAAGUUCUUGUUCUCAUACAGAUGAUUUAGCUACUUUUCCAUGGUGGAAAGUUGAUUUGGCUGAUAAAAGUAGAAUUUUUGCAGUAUCAAUUAUUGGAAGAAUAUCUUAUCUUGAGAGAUUGAAUAAUUUAAUGAUAACAGUGUCUGAAAGAGAUGAUAUUCCAACUGAAUCAAUGGAUGGACUAUGCGGAGGCUAUGAUGGAAUUGUACCUCCAUUUACAACAGUGAGAUGUUCCAAUGUGACAACUGGUCGUUAUGUGACAGUUUGGCUGAGGACAAGUCCAACUUCUAAUAUACUUACUUUAUGUGAAGUUGAUGUAUUUGGUUAUUAUUUAAAUGAGAGUCUCACUUUCAUAACAAUUAUCCUGAACAAUACAAAGUAUGAAUAUGCCAAUAAUACAAUCACUAAAGACUGUAAUGGAAAUUUCAAAUCCAUCACAAAUAUAUCAAGCUAUGGAAUUCAAACAUUCAAAAUUCAAGUUCAAAGUGUGGCAAUAGAAAAAUUCUGUCUGAUUGGAAAGUUGAGUCUAAUGACAAAUUAUGAAAAACAUGGUAAAGAAUUUAUAAAUGAAUGUACAUUUCUUAAUUCAAACAAUGGAUAUUUUAAAGAGAGAGAUAUGUUUGAUACAUGCUCAUUUCAAUGCGCAUGCUCAGAUUUCCAUUGUCAGUCAUUUGCAGUUUUAGUGAAAGAAGACUUGGAAAAUCCUUUGAGAGAAAUAUUUACAUUUUUGUCAUUUCAAUUCUAA
Dimorphilus gyrociliatus is the source of this 1294-nucleotide messenger RNA. The record is from the annotation of a GenBank genome assembly. Lineage: Eukaryota; Metazoa; Annelida; Polychaeta; Dinophilidae.